Messenger RNA from Phalaenopsis equestris, 3939 nucleotides. RefSeq names its product importin beta-like SAD2. Bases 207 to 3296 code for a protein of 1029 amino acids. The record is from RefSeq and is a predicted model, not a curated record. The transcript is spliced from 22 exons. Gene Ontology annotation, cellular component: cytosol; nuclear envelope. Lineage: Eukaryota; Viridiplantae; Streptophyta; Magnoliopsida; Asparagales; Orchidaceae. Gene Ontology annotation, biological process: protein import into nucleus. Gene Ontology annotation, molecular function: small GTPase binding.
CGCGCCUGCCACCAUUUCUCAAUCUCUCUGGCCAAGUUCGGGGAGCAAAGCGCCUCCAUUUCGACGCCCUUCUCCACCACCAGCUGCUGUUCUCUCCAUUUCUCCCGCGAGGAGAAGUGAAACAAGACACCCUAGGAUUGCUCCCUGGUCCUGAUUCCUACUUCAGAUCACCAGACAGGGAUUCCUAUUUUCCAUUCUCAGCGGCCAUGGACCUCCCAGGCCUCGCUCUCAUUCUACAGGCUGCGCUGAGCCCCAAUCCAGAGGAGCGGAAGGCAGCAGAGGAUAGUCUCAAUAAGUUUCAGUACACACCGCAGCAUUUGGUGAGGUUGUUGCAGAUCAUAGUGGAUGGGAAUUUUGAUUUGGCAGUGCGACAAGUUGCAAGCAUUCAUUUCAAGAACUUUGUGGCUAAGAACUGGUCACCUGAUGAGCAUGGCGAACCUCAAAUGAUCUCAGCCACUGAUAAAGGCAUUAUCAGGCAGAAUAUUCUUGGUUUCAUUAUUCAAGUUCCUCAACUGCUGAAAGUGCAACUUGGUGAGUGUCUUAAAACAAUCAUCCAUGCUGAUUAUCCUGAACAGUGGCCAAAUCUUCUUCACUGGAUUAAGUGUAACUUACAGUUGCAAGACCACCAAGUUUUUGGAGCACUGUACGUUUUGAGGAUUCUUUCUAGAAAAUAUGAGUUCAAAUCUGAUGAGGAGCGGUCACCAGUGUAUCACAUUGUCGAAGAGACAUUUCCUCUCUUACUCAAUAUAUUUCAUAAACUUGUUCAGAUCACUAAUCCUCCCAUUGAAUUAGCAGACUUGAUCAAACUUAUUUGCAAAAUAUUCUGGUCAUCAAUAUAUUUAGAGAUACCAAAACAGCUUUAUGAUCCCAAUGUCUUCAAUGCUUGGAUGGUGCUUUUCUUGAACAUUUUAGAAAGGCCUGUUCCUUUACAAGGUCAACCAACCGAUCCUGAGCUUAGGAAGUCUUGGGGAUGGUGGAAAGUUAAAAAAUGGACAGUGCACAUAUUGAACCGUCUUUACACACGGUUUGGGGACAUUAAGCUUCAGAAUCCAGAAAACAAAGUUUUUGCUCAAAUGUUUCAGAAGAAUUAUGCUGGAAAAAUUCUUGAAUGCCAUCUACGCUUGCUUAAUGCUGUUCGUACUGGUGAAUACUUGCCUGAUAGGAUUAUUAAUCUUAUCCUUCAGUACCUUAACUGCAGUAUUUCAAGAAGUAGCAUGUAUCAGCUGCUGCAACCACAAUUGGAUAUGGUUCUUUUUGAGAUUAUAUUUCCACUAAUGUGCUUCAGUAACAAUGACCAGAUAUUGUGGAAUGAAGAUCCUCAUGAAUAUGUUAGGAAAGGAUACGAUAUUAUUGAAGAUCUGUACAGUCCAAGGACGGCUGCUAUGGAUUUUGUAAGUGAAUUAGUGAGAAAACGCGGUAAGGGGAACCUUCAGAAGUUUGUUCAGUUCAUUGUGGAGAUAUUAAGGAGAUAUGAUGAGGCAAGUAUUGAGCUAAAACCAUAUCGGCAAAAGGAUGGCGCUCUUCUUGCAAUUGGAACAUUAUGUGAUAAAUUAAAGCAAACUGAGCCAUAUAAGUCAGAACUUGAGCGUAUGUUGGUGCAACAUGUCUUCCCUGAAUUUACAAGUCCUGUUGGAUACCUUAGAGCUAAGGCAGCAUGGGUUGCAGGUCAAUAUGCAUACACGAAUUUUUCAGAUCAGAACAAUUUUCGUAGAGCAUUGCAUUGCAUUGUUUCUGGUUUGAAGGAUCCUGAGCUUCCAGUUCGUGUUGAUUCUAUUUUUGCAUUACGUCCUUUUGUUGAAGCAUGUAAAGAUCGAGAUGAGAUUCGUCCCAUGCUUCCUCAAUUACUUGAUGAUUUCUUUAAACUUAUGAAUGAGGUUGAGAAUGAGGACCUUGUAUUCACCCUUGAAACAAUUGUUGAUAAGUUUGGUGAAGAGAUGGCACCCUAUGCUCUUGGAUUAUGCCAAAAUUUGGCUGCUGCAUUUUGGAGAUGCUUGAAUGCAUCUGAAACUGAUGAUGAUGGGGAUGACUCGGGCGCACUCGCUGCUGUUGGCUGCUUGCGUGCUAUAAGCACAAUUCUUGAAUCUGUGAGCAGGCUUCCUCAUCUUUAUGUCCAGAUUGAGCCUACAUUGUUACCAAUUAUGCGGAAGAUGUUGACUACAGAUGGACAAGAUGUUUUUGAGGAGGUUUUAGAAAUGGUCUCCUACAUGACGUUUUAUUCCCCAUCAAUAUCUUUGGAGGUGUGGUCUCUAUGGCCUCUUAUGAUUGAAGCACUCAAUGAUUGGGCUAUAGAUUACUUUGAUAAUAUCCUUAUUCCGCUGGACAACUACAUAUCCAGAGGCACUACACAUUUCCUAAGCUGCAAAGAACCUGAUUACCAACAGAGCCUAUGGAAUAUGCUUUCUUCUAUAAUGACAGACAAAAAUAUGGAAGAUAAUGAUAUCCAUCCUGCACCAAAACUCAUUCAAGUACUAUUUCAGAAUUGUAAAGGUCAGUUGGAUCAGUGGGUUGAACCAUAUCUCCGGAUUACAAUUGAACGUCUUCUACGAACUGUGAAGUCAUCCUUAAGAUGCCUUUUAAUAGAAGUGAUUGCCGAUGCCCUAUAUUACAAUGCUUCUUUGACCCUCGGGAUAUUGCAUAGGCUCGGUGUUGUUUCAGAAGUUUUCAAUAUGUGGUUUCGGAUGCUACAAGAGGUUAAGAAGAGUGGUGUUCGUGCUAAUUUUAGACGAGAAUAUGACAAGAAGGUGUGCUGCUUAGGGUUAACUUCACUUAUUGCACUUAACGAAGAACAACUGCCAGCAGAUGCUCUAGGGCGUGUGUUCUGUGCAACUCUAGAACUUCUCGCAUCUUACAAAGAUCAAAUUGCAGAAGCUCAGAAAGAGGCUGAAGUUGAAGAUGAUGAUAUGGAUGGAUUCCAAACAGAUGAUGACGAGGACGAUGAAUCUGAUAGGGAAAUGGGCGACGAUGAGGAGGAAGAUGGAGAUGAGGCAGACAGUCGAAAGCUCAAGAGAUUAGCUGCACAGGCAAAGGGUUUGCAGCCUGAGGACGAGGAUGAUGAUUCAGAAGAUGAUUACAGCGAUGAUGAUGAGAUGCAAUCUCCUAUUGAUGAUGUGGAUCCAUUUAUUUUCUUUAUGGAAACUGUGAAAGGCUUGCAAGCUGCAAAUCCUGCAAGAUUUCAGAAUGUUAUGCAGACCAUGGAGUUCAGUCACCAGGCUCUUGCUAAUGGCAUAGCUCAACAUGCUGAACAAAGAAAGAUAGAAGUUGAGAAGGAGAAGAUUGAGAAGGCAGCAUUGUCGUGAGAGAAAAAAAUGAUCAAAUAUUCUGUUCUUUCAAUAUUUUCCUUGGCAGUUUUAAUUCUUUGGAGGGGCCAUGGCCAUGAAGAUAUAAUUGGUUACAGUGAUUUUAUGAAUUAUUGGGUUGUGGAGUUCAUAGAGCCAAAGGUUUUGUCAGGUUCUCUGUUCGUUGAGCUUGUCAGAAUUCUUUUCCAUGAAAGGAAGCGUAUUACCAGAAGAUGGGUGUCUUCUGUUCUAUCUUUGCCUGUGCAAAUAUUUGUCUCGGCUGCUCGAGUUGAGGCGGUUAUGUUUUGUUCCAAAGCAUUUGCUUCCUCGAAGGAAGGUAUUCAUAUUUUUGUCACUUAUUCUUUUUUACGGUAUAGGAUCUUAGUAGUUGUGAAAAAAAAAUUUGGCUUUUGAAGUUCUUCAUUAUUUUUUACCUUUUUUUGUGCUUUUUCUGAGGGCUGGUAUGCUGUUUUUGGUUAAAGCGGCAGGUCUUCUUUAUUUGGUGAUAUAUGAUUGCUUCUGCUGUUGCAUUUGCAAUUGCACCCAAUCCUAUUUUUAUAAAGUUGGAUAAUUGAAAGUGUUGUAAUAUGAACAUUCCAUUCUGUUGGUUCUUGUAAAAGUUUGGACAGUUUAUUUCGAAAAGUUUUGCAUGUAAUUAUAGCCU